AUGGGCCUCUUCAAGCGCAACUCGAAAACUAGCGAAAAGGACGAGAAUGAAUCGUUCGUCUCCGUCAACAGCGCUCGAAAUUCCAACACCUCCUUAAGGUCCCCCGGUUACAAGGGCAGUGGUCUUCCGGCAUCUAUCCCUGAGCUCCCCAUUUCGAAACCGCCGGACCCAGCAUUAGACCCCGCCGCCUAUCUCCGAAGCAUCCACGCCGUGCGCGAACGCGCAGCGCUGGUCCUAGGCAGAGCCAGGUGCAACCGACUGAACCACUUCGAUGUCGACAUGAGCAAAUUCAAGGCCACCGCCUCCUAUGUCGUGUCGAUCAUCAAGCGCGACUAUGCGCCUGAUUAUGCGAGCAUUCCGCCUCAUGGCCGCUGGCAACAUUUCGACGUCGGUGGUAGGCCACGAAUUAAUCAGCUUCUCCAGUCAUGGCCUAGCAGUAUUGACGCUCAGGAGCGGACUCGCCGAUUAAUCGAUCUGUUCGUAGUCUCGGUGCUGCUCGAUGCUGGAGCCGGUAAUAAUUGGUCCUACAAGUCCAAAGAGUCCGGCAAGAUCUACGGACGGAGUGAAGGUCUGGCGGUCGCCAGCUUGGAGAUGUUUAAAUCGGGUCUUUUCAGCAGCGAUCCGACAGAGCCCUGCCAAGUGGAUGGUGCCGGAUUGAGAAAGGUCACGGUCGAGAAAUUGGCCAAGGGGAUGCAACAUUCUGAUCAGAAUCCGCUGGUCGGUAUUGAAGGUCGUACUGGCCUGUUGGUGCGAUUGGCAGAAGCUUUGAAUCACCAGGACUUCUUUGGCGUGGAUGCCCGACCUGGAAACAUGCUCGACUACUUUCUGGGUCACCCUUCGACGCUGGCUUCUUCUGUCCCCAUUGUCCCUAUAACCACAGUAUGGUCUGUUCUCAUGGAUGGCCUCUCGCCAAUCUGGCCCGAGUCGCGAACCCAAAUAGACGGGGUGGCUAUCGGUGAUGCAUGGCCGUGCUCGAUUCUCCCUCGAUCUCCGCCCUCGCAGCCAUGGGAGACUAUUAUGCCGUUCCAUAAGCUAACGCAGUGGCUUUGUUUCUCGAUUAUGGUGCCAAUGUCGAAAUUGAUGCAUAUUCACUUCGCCGGCAGCGAAUUAUUGACCGGUCUUCCCGAAUACCGCAAUGGCGGCCUUUUGAUCGAUAUGGGUCUUUUGACUCUAAAGGAACAAGAUUUGGAGCGUGGCAUUCGAGCCUACAAGGAGAAUGCGCAGAUCAAGGGCCAGCCCAGUGUAGAGGUGGUCCCGCUCUUUUCUACCGACGACGAUGUAAUUGUGGAAUGGCGCGCUGCUACUGUUGGCUUCCUGGACGAGCUACUCGAUGAGGUCAACUUCCAGUUGGGACUGAGUGGUUCGGAGGAGCAAUUGACACUGGCCCAAAUGCUGGAGGCUGGUACAUGGAAGGGCGGUCGUGAAAUCGCCGAAGUCUCCAGGCCCAACACUAAGGAGCCGCCCAUUAUGAUCCGUUCCGACGGCACGGUUAUCUAA
Messenger RNA from Penicillium atrosanguineum, 1497 nucleotides. RefSeq names its product URC4/urg3 family protein. The coding region runs from base 1 to 1497 and encodes 498 amino acids. The record is from RefSeq and is a predicted model, not a curated record. NCBI's taxonomy places the organism in Eukaryota, Fungi, Ascomycota, Eurotiomycetes, Eurotiales, Aspergillaceae. The transcript is spliced from 4 exons.